UUGAAGUAUUGAUAACACCAAGGAAAUCUAUCACAAUUUGAAAAGAUAAGCAAAAGUGAUUUCCGGACACUACAGAAAGAGAAGCAAAAAUGGCCUUGUAUCAUCACUUCAUCACGAGGAGAAGAAGGCGUCCCAUGCGAAUUUUUGUGAAUGACGAUCGCCAUGUAAUGGCAAAGCAUUCUUCGGUUUAUCCGACACAAGAGGAGCUGGAGGCAGUGCAGAACAUGGUGUCCCAUACUGAGCGGGCGCUCAAAGCGGUGUCUGACUGGAUCGAUGAGCAGGAGAAGGGCAGCGGCGAGCCCGCCGAGUCUGACAACAUGGACACAGCUCCGGACGAUGAGAACAAAGAAGGGGCUGGGGAACAGAAAGCAGAACACAUGACCAGGACCCUCCGGGGUGUGAUGCGGGUUGGUCUGGUGGCCAAGGGCCUUCUGCUAAAGGGAGACUUGGAUCUGGAGCUGGUACUGCUCUGUAAGGAGAAGCCUACAACUGCCCUCCUGGACAAGGUAGCAGACAACCUGGCCAUCCAGCUCGCUACUGUAACAGAAGACAAGUAUGAAAUUCUCCAAUCUGUGGAUGAUGCUGCCAUUGUGAUAAAAAACACAAAAGAACCUCCAUUGUCCCUGACCAUCCACCUGACAUCCCCGGUUGUCAGAGAAGAAAUGGAAAAAGUAUUAGCUGGAGAAACGCUAUCAGUCAACGAUCCCCCGGAUGUUCUGGACAGGCAGAAAUGCCUUGCUGCCUUGGCGUCCCUCCGACACGCCAAGUGGUUCCAGGCCAGAGCCAACGGGCUGAAGUCCUGUGUCAUUGUCAUCCGGGUCCUGAGGGACCUGUGUACCCGUGUACCCACCUGGGGACCCCUUAGAGGAUGGCCCCUGGAGUUGCUGUGUGAGAAAUCCAUCGGCACGGCCAACAGGCCCAUGGGUGCUGGCGAGGCCCUGCGGAGAGUGCUGGAGUGCCUGGCUUCGGGCAUCGUGAUGCCAGAUGGUUCUGGCAUUUAUGACCCUUGUGAAAAAGAAGCCACUGAUGCUAUUGGGCAUCUAGACAGACAGCAACGGGAAGAUAUCACACAGAGUGCGCAGCAUGCUCUGCGGCUCGCUGCGUUCGGCCAGCUCCAUAAAGUGCUGGGCAUGGACCCCCUGCCCUCCAAGAUGCCCAAGAAACCAAAGAACGAGAACCCAGUGGAUUACACCGUUCAAAUCCCGCCCAGCACCACGUACGCCAUUACACCGAUGAAGCGCCCCAUGGAGGAAGACGGGGACGAGAAGUCCCCAAGCAAGAAGAAGAAGAAGAUCCAGAAGAAAGAGGAGAAGACCGAGCCUCCCCAAGCCAUGAACGCCCUGAUGAGGCUGAACCAGCUGAAGCCGGGGCUGCAGUACAAGCUGAUCUCCCAGACGGGGCCCGUGCAUGCCCCCAUCUUCACCAUGUCUGUGGAGGUGGACGGCAGUUUGUUUGAGGCCUCAGGGCCAUCUAAAAAGACUGCCAAGCUGCACGUGGCCGUGAAGGUGCUACAGGACAUGGGCUUGCCAACAGGUGCUGAAGGCAGAGACUCCAGCAAGGGGGAAGACUCUGCCGAGGAGACCGAGGCAAAGCCCGCCGUGGUGGCGCCGCCCCCUGUGAUGGAAACAUCCUCGAACCCCAACGCUGCCUUCCCCGCCGACGCCACUGCCGAGAACGUAAAACAGCAGGGGCCGAUCUUGACGAAGCACGGCAAGAACCCCGUCAUGGAGCUCAAUGAGAAGCGCCGCGGCCUGAAGUAUGAACUCAUCUCCGAGACAGGCGGCAGCCACGACAAGCGUUUCGUCAUGGAGGUUGAGGUGGACGGCCAGAAGUUCCAAGGUGCUGGCUCGAACAAGAAGGUGGCAAAGGCUUACGCUGCUCUGGCCGCGCUCGAAAAGCUUUUCCCCGAUGCCCCCCUCUCCCUGGAUGCCAACAAAAAGAAGAGAACCCCCGUUCCCGUCAGAGGUGGACCCAAGUUUGCCACCAAGCCCCACAGCCCUGGCUUUGGCAUGGGGGGACCCAUGCACAACGAAGUACCCCCACCCCCCAAUCUCCGAGGCCGGGGUAGAGGAGGUAACCUCCGCGGGCGAGGCCGGGGACGAGGAUUCGGCGGUGCCAACCACGGAGGCUACAUGAACGCGGGGGCCGGCUACGGCAGCUACGGCUACGGCGGCAACUCGGCGACAGCAGGCUACAGUCAAUUCUACAGCAACGGAGGGCAUUCUGGGAAUGCCGGUGGUGGUGGCGGCGGCGGGGGCGGUGGUGGCUCCUCUGGCUACGGCUCCUACUACCAAGGGGACAGCUACAGCUCUCCGGUGCCCCCUAAGCAUGCUGGGAAGAAGCCGCCGCACGGGGGCCAGCAGAAGCCCUCCUACGGCUCCGGCUACCAGGCCCACCAGGGCCAGCAGCCGUCCUACAACCAGAGCCAGUACGGCAGCUAUGGCCCACCGCAGGGCAAGCAGAAAGGCUACAACCACGGUCAGGGCAGCUAUUCCUCCUACUCCAACUCAUACAGCUCCCCCGGGGGCGGUGCCGACUACAGCUACGACAGCAAAUUCAACUACAGUGGUAGUGGAGGCCGAAGUGGCGGGAACAGCUAUGGCUCAGGCGGGUCCUCCUACAACCCUGGGUCACACGGGGGCUACGGCGGAGGUUCUGGGGGCGGCUCUUCAUACCAAGGCAAACAAGGAGGCUACUCGUCCCAGUCAAACUACAACUCCCCGGGGUCUGGACAGAGCUACAGUGGCCCUCCCGGCUCCUACCAGUCCUCACAGGGGGGCUACGGCCGGAACACAGACCACAGCAUGAACUACCAGUACAGAUAAAGCCCGCGGGUUGCCUCCUGUACCUUCUGCACUUACGCCCUCAGCCCAUCCGAAGAUUCAGUUUUAUGCAUCACAGUUAACAUGUCCGCCGGCCCUGCAGGCAUCCCCCACCCGUCCACGUUGCUGUGUCGUGAGGUGCAGCGGCCCCUGGGCCCGUGCUGUGACCCGCAUUUAGCCGUGUUUGGGACUCCGUGUCUUCAGUGGUUUGUUAGUUGCCGUUACAAGUCUCGUCCGGUAGAGUUUUGCGUUCUUGCCGUUCAGUAUCCCUCUGUCUAUUUACACUUGGUGUUAGCAUUGCCUUGGUUUGUCUUUCAAUAGUGACGGAAGGGAUGCAUCAUCUGUUAAUGCUUUUGUGAAGUGAGUUCAAUGAGCUUUCUGUAUUUUAAUGCUUUAGUGUUUCAGUUUUAUAAGUGAAGAUUUUAUUUUAAAAACCAGUGGGAAAGAGUGGGAUUUUUUUGGGGGGGUAUGUCUGGAUCAUUCAGGCAGUACAUCCAAACUCAGAAGAAUGUAGACAAAUAAAGAAAAAGAAAAUGGCACUGUCUCAGGCCUGGGUGUUUGACCCUCCAGUCAGUCGGGUGAUGGGCAGCUUGCUCCGCUCUGUUCCCGCCCUGGAAUGCAGGGUGGGGACAGCAGGACGGUCCCUGGUCACCAGAGAGGGUCCAACUCCAGGCCUCCAGACAUCUCUAUUCCAAGCUUGGCAAGAGCCAGCUUCCUGCCCACCUGGGGGUCUUUUUACCCCCGUGUCCCAUGGGCUCCACAGCUCCACUCCUGGUAGCGUGCGGAGCCCCUGGAAGGCUGGAGCCUCAGGCACGUGUUAGUUUCUGCUCCAUGAAUCCUGCCAGCCAGCUGUGCUGGUAGGGAGGGGCUGGUGUGUGCUGCCCCAGAGAAGCUUCCAGUGAGAGCUGGGGCUCCCUACAAGUGGCAGAGACUUGAGUCUAGCGGUCUGGGGGAAGAUUUGUCUCCUGUCAAUUCUUCAGUGUGUGGGGGAGCUGGUCACAAGUCGAGAGAGCUCCAGGCUGCUUGUGAAGCGGCACCAAGGGUCUCUGCUGCUGGACAUCUGUCCAGCACCUCCACAAGAGCCUUCGUCCACCUGUAGCCGCCUCUCCUCCCUGGCAACACCUGGCAGGUGUUGGCCUGAGCCUCUAGGUUGCCCUUUGGUCUCCUAUGUGCAAGAAGCAACAAGAUCCCAUCUGUGUUGAGACCCCUCCGUUGCUGAAGCAAAUGAGAGCUGCGUGGAAGGGGGUAAACGUGAGCCUUCCUGGAUCCACAAAAGACAAGUCUCUGCGCUUCACGCCGGUGUAGAGGAAGCCCCAGGGAUGAGUGACUCAGCCCCGGGAGAGUUGGAAAGAGAAUGUGGCUGCGUGAAACCAGGCCGAGCAGCAGCCCACGUGGGAGUUCCAGUGUGUGCGAGCCAGCAUUCCACACAAGUGAUGUGUAGUGGACGAGUGGAGUCCCUGCUGCCAUGGUCAGGGG
Messenger RNA from Dipodomys ordii (Ord's kangaroo rat), 4298 nucleotides. RefSeq names its product interleukin enhancer binding factor 3, 90kDa (gene Ilf3). Gene Ontology annotation, molecular function: single-stranded RNA binding; double-stranded RNA binding. The transcript is spliced from 20 exons. The coding region runs from base 90 to 2825 and encodes 911 amino acids. The record is from RefSeq and is a predicted model, not a curated record. Gene Ontology annotation, cellular component: precatalytic spliceosome. NCBI's taxonomy places the organism in Eukaryota, Metazoa, Chordata, Mammalia, Rodentia, Heteromyidae.